UGUUUGACUGUCACCAGCGCAUUAUAGCACACCACACAAAAAAAGCAGAGAACUGUUACGCUCGCUCACACAAAACCAAACAACCCUUUCAUGGCUUUGGAUCUAACUCUCUGAUCUUUCCAUCAUCGCCUCCUUCAUUUUCAUAACAAGCAGUAAAUGAUUGGUUUUUGAGCAGUUAAACGAGAAAGGGAUUUUCAGUUAAGAGAAGAUGGCGUCGGUUGGUGUGGCACCAUCUUCAGAGUUGAGAGAAGCCAGUGGUCAUGCAGCUGCAGGUGUUGAUAGAUUGCCAGAAGAGAUGAACGAUAUGAAAAUUGGGGAUGAUAGAGAAAUGGAAGCUACAGUUGUUGAUGGCAAUGGAACGGAGACAGGACAUAUCAUUGUGACUACUAUUGGGGGUAGAAAUGGUCAGCCGAAGCAGACUAUAAGCUACAUGGCAGAGCGUGUUGUAGGACAUGGAUCAUUUGGAGUUGUCUUCCAGGCUAAAUGCUUGGAAACUGGUGAAACGGUGGCUAUCAAAAAGGUUCUUCAAGACAAGAGGUACAAGAAUCGUGAGCUGCAAACAAUGCGCCUUCUUGACCACCCAAAUGUCGUCUCUUUGAAGCACUGUUUCUUUUCAACCACUGAAAAGGAUGAACUAUACCUUAAUUUGGUACUGGAGUAUGUUCCCGAAACAGUUCAUCGCGUGAUCAAACAUUACAACAAGUUGAACCAAAGGAUGCCGAUGAUAUAUGUGAAACUCUACACAUACCAGAUCUUUAGGGCAUUAUCUUAUAUUCAUCGAUGCAUUGGAGUCUGCCACAGGGAUAUCAAGCCUCAAAAUCUAUUGGUCAAUCCACACACUCACCAGGUUAAAUUAUGUGACUUUGGAAGUGCAAAAGUCUUGGUAAAAGGUGAACCAAAUAUAUCGUACAUAUGCUCUAGAUAUUAUAGAGCACCUGAGCUUAUAUUCGGAGCAACUGAAUAUACUACAGCCAUUGACGUCUGGUCUGUAGGCUGUGUUUUAGCUGAGCUGUUGCUUGGACAGCCAUUGUUCCCCGGUGAGAGUGGAGUUGAUCAGCUUGUUGAGAUUAUCAAGGUUCUGGGCACUCCAACAAGGGAAGAAAUUAAAUGCAUGAACCCUAACUAUACAGAAUUUAAAUUCCCACAGAUUAAAGCACAUCCAUGGCACAAGAUCUUCCAUAAGCGCAUGCCUCCAGAAGCUGUUGAUUUGGUGUCAAGGCUACUACAAUACUCCCCUAACCUGCGGUGCACAGCUUUAGAUGCCUUGAUCCAUCCUUUCUUUGAUGAGCUUCGUGACCCAAACACUCGCUUGCCAAAUGGUCGUUUCCUCCCACCACUGUUUAAUUUUAAAUCUCACGAACUGAAAGGAGUCCCAGUUGAGAUUUUGGUGAAAUUGGUUCCAGAGCAUGCGAGGAAGCAAUGCCCGUUUCUUGGCCUUUGAUAUGUCAGUGAAAUGUAACAAAACUUCAAGUGUUGUUUCCAUAUGAAUGCUACGCGUUCCCUCUAUUUAUGAUAUGAUAUUUGUUCGUAUUUUUGUUGUAUUCGGUUGCCCUGUAAAAGCUCUGGAUGGGUAUUCAGAAUGCCCUGCUUCCUGUAUCACAGCAGAUUGUAACAUGCAAUAGAAAACCAAUGUCUGCAAUUAUCUAAACUUUGUAUUAGUAUGUUUUUUGUUGAAACAAUGAUGGGUUGUUGGUUUAAUUUAGUUAUGCUUGGCAUGAUGGUUGGAAGUUGUGACGGCCUUAUCUGUCUGCAUAUGUUUAUUUUCCCCUCCGUGUUGAUAAUCUCUGGCGAAACUACAUGGGACCAAGUCUUGGUGAUGAUAGUCUUGAAUAGAUUGCUGUAUUGAGGAAUAUUAAUCUCCAUGAAUGAAAGUGAUCGUUCUUUGUUUAAUGGAACAGUCAGAAUGACUUGAGCCUUUUUAUUAUUUUCGGGGUUGGAGGUAUGGGAGGACUUGUGCCAAUAUUGUUGAAAAACUUGGAUAUGCAAGCAUGACUCAUGGCUACGGUACAAAGACUAUGUACCUGCACAUCUGAGCAGGUUAAGGUAGUUGCCAUUUAUACCAGAAGAAAAUAAGUUAGCCAGUGACAGACAUUGUAUUGGCCUUGUAUAGCCAAACUGUUUAAUUUAUUUAUUUAUUUCUC
This is a messenger RNA of Gastrolobium bilobum, 2141 nucleotides long. Its product is annotated as shaggy-related protein kinase alpha-like. The transcript is spliced from 13 exons. Bases 209 to 1441 code for a protein of 410 amino acids. Gene Ontology annotation, molecular function: ATP binding; protein serine/threonine kinase activity. Gene Ontology annotation, cellular component: cytoplasm. The record is from RefSeq and is a predicted model, not a curated record. Gene Ontology annotation, biological process: protein phosphorylation; signal transduction. Lineage: Eukaryota; Viridiplantae; Streptophyta; Magnoliopsida; Fabales; Fabaceae.